Octopus bimaculoides (California two-spot octopus) is the source of this 3768-nucleotide messenger RNA. Its product is annotated as major facilitator superfamily domain-containing protein 6. NCBI's taxonomy places the organism in Eukaryota, Metazoa, Mollusca, Cephalopoda, Octopoda, Octopodidae. Gene Ontology annotation, cellular component: membrane. The record is from RefSeq and is a predicted model, not a curated record.
UAGAGGAGGAAUAAAGCUAAAAAUAGAAAUAUGAAAAGAUGAGCGAAAGAGAAAGGGAAAGUAGCUUGGCUAUAUGUAACUGGAAGAAAGUAUUGAUGAUACUGCUGGAGAAUUUAUAAAUAAGGAAGUAUCAGCUGGAUAAAAUAGGGUAUCAGAAGCAGAGAAGCGUUGCAGUCUAUGGAAAAAUACUGAAGGAGCAUUGAAGGAAUAGAAGAGUUAGUAGGAAAGGAAGUAUGUAUAUCAAAAUUUAUUUCUGUAUGCGACUAUGUUUAUAGGUAGUUGUUAGCCCUUUCAGAAAUUGUGUGAAAGCAGUUGACAGCACAUUGAAACAGUCUCUUGCCACAUCCACGGAGACUAGCUUUGUAUUGCAACAAUUUACGUUAAAGACGACUAACCUUCCAGCUGUCAUUCAAAUUUCCUUCAUUCGUAUUAUAGAACAAGUGAUGUAGAAAUCCUUGUUCAGUUUACUGCUAGAGCCGAAAUCACAUUUCAACGGAAGAAGCUUACCAUUGCAACACACGAUUUAUAAUUUAUGUACAUUAUGGAUCCCAAAUUGUUACUUUGACAAGCGAUUCUGAUCAUCAAACGAAUGUAAUUAUUUAAAAUUUGUUCUUAACGUUAUUAUUAUUAACAUCAUUAUUGAUAAUUUGUAGCUAUGAAAUGGCCAUAUUAAAUGCUUUAUCUAUGAAAUACUCAAUGAAAUAAUAGUUUGAAAAUCUAAUCGAGAAAUAAAAAAAGAAGUAAUCUGCUUUGCAUUUUCUAAAUGGAUUUAAGAGUGAGAAUUACAUUACAAAGAUAAAAAGAAACGACUUCAAACUAAGACUAUAACGCCUGUAAAAGCAACAGUAAUAACAGCAACAAAUUAGUUAUGGAUUAUUCAGCAGGUUCAAACCUGAAGGAAAGUCCUAUUAGAUCACCUACACUAAGUGAAAAGCAAUUUUUCCAAAACAAUGCAGGCAAUCAACAGCAACAGUACCAACAACAGCAAAAACACCAAUUUCCUGGGAUGCCAAGUAGCAAGAGAGACCUCAUUGAUAACAUGUUUACCUAUAUCAAUAGAGAUUUACUGAUUUCCAAGAUAUUCUACUUUUUCUUUUUCGCUGCAUUCGGUUCACUCUUUCCAUUGAUGGCAGUGUAUUUUAGACAACUUGGUAUGAACCCAACCCAAGGAGGCAUUCUUAUAGGAUUUCGCCCUUUCGUUGAAUUCUGUAGUGCUCCUUUAUGGGGUGUUUUUGCUGAUAAAUGGAAGAAAGGAAAGCAGCUUCUCUUAUUUUCUUUAUUUUGUUGGAUUGCUUUCACAUUAUCUUUGGCCUUUGUACGACCUCCUGCCCAUUCUUGUAUCUCAACUAACUCAACGCAUCUAUUUCUUUCUGAACCAUACGAGAGACGACGAAGGGAAGUGGCCUCUGCCGAAAACUGGAUAAAUCCAGAAAAUCUUCUGAUCGAUGACAGUGCCUUAUCUCUUACAGAAUCUCAUUCUAAUUCACUAAAAAAUUUUAUGAACGGAUUGUAUCAUCAAGAUUUGGGAACGAGUGAUUCUGGUGGUCCUUAUUAUAUAAAAAGAAACGAUGUAACCGGUCGAUAUCGAGAUCCCGCUGAUUUAUUUUCAACGAAGGAAUACCUAUCUCAUUUUAUUUCUAAACGCAAAAGACCUAAGCAUGAGGGAUACGAAAUCGACCAUUCUAAGAUUGCCAAUAAGAACAAGGAACAAGUUGCUGGUUUGGUAAGCCCGCGUUUCAGCACCAUUGUCUAUCGUGAGGACCAGGUGCAGCAGGUAUUCUUUGUCUUGCUUGUUCUAAUCGUCGUUGGGGAAUUCUUCAGUGCGCCUGCCAUAACUCUUGCAGAUUCUGUAACAUUGGCAUAUCUAGGAGAUGAUGUUGAAAACUAUGGGAGACAGCGAAUGUUUGGUUCACUCGGAUGGGGAGUUGCCAUGUUUUUGGUUGGAAUGGCGCUUGAUCAUUCAACAACAUUUCCAAACCAUCCUUGUGGUACUCAAGAACAGGGUGAGAAAAAUUACGUGGUAUGCUUUGCUGUUUUUUCUGUCCUCAUGAGUUGCGCCUUUAUUACAGCAACUCAGUUCAAUUUUGCCUUCCAGCAAGGAAUUAUGGAUAUUCCUUUAAAACAAAUUGCAUCCCAGAUUAAGGAAAAGAUUAAAGAAACAGUCACCGGACGAAGGAAGAUUGACCGAAUGCGACUCGUAGAAGAAGACGAUUUCGAUUAUUAUACUAAAGACAAAGCGCAUAUCGAACCAACUUUUCAAGAAAAACCUCCAUCCGAUAAAUUGCAUAUCUCACUCGGUGAACAAAAUGACAUGGUUAGUGACACAGUAAAGGGACAGAGUAGUGGAAGUGGAAAGACAUUCGAAGAGGAGACCUAUUUUGGAAAAUGGAUAACUGUAUUGAAGAUGUUGGCCAAUCUUCGUUAUAUGUCAGUAUUAUUUGUUGCUUGGUUUAUGGGAUUUGGAAUUGGACUUAUUUUCACUUUUCUUUUUUGGCACCUACAAGACUUGGGUGGAUCUCCUACGCUAUUUGGUGUGGCAUCCGUAUUCAAUCAUAUUUCGGAAUUAUUGGCUUAUUUCCUUAGUGUCAAAUUCAUAUCAAAGUUUGGUCACGUGAAAGUUCUUUAUGCUGGGCUACUUGGCAACAUCAUUCGGUUUCUGUAUAUUUCAUUACUCAGUAGCCCUUGGUGGGUUUUACCUUUCGAGUUUAUUCAAGGACUCACGCAUGCUGCAGUUUGGGCGGCUUGUUGUUCCUAUAUUACACAAGCAAUACCAACUAACCUACGGUCGUCAGCUCAAGGUAUACUUCAGGGACUUCAUCAUGGUCUGGGUCGAGGUUGUGGAGCUGUCUUCGGUGGAAUAUUAGUGAAUUAUAUCGGGAGUGAGGUGACUUUCCGUGCCUAUGGAAUUACUUGCAUAUUUGUACUGGUUGGGUUUUUCUUGAUUAACCGAUUUUUUGUUGGAGCAGAGAUCGUUUUACCUCAAACUACUGAGGCACACAGGAUUCUUGAGGAAGCGUCUCAUUUAGCACCACAUGGUGUCCCUGCAAAUCCUAUUGCACGAGAUCUUUCCAGUCAUAUGAUAAAAGACAUGGAUUUAGCCGAACAGAAAUCACACCAGUCUAACGGUACUACUCAGUCUGGCUUUUACGGCGCUACAGAAAAUCCUCAGUUUUUGACUCCGAGGCCUAAAUCGCCAGGAAUGUAUGAACAAGAUUCUGGCGUUUCAAGUGGCAAUCCUUUCCUUAGAGGUGGAAAUCAAAGAUAUCAGCCUGAUCCUGUCUCAAGAGAAAGCUAUGGUGGAUACCGUUCUGGAAACCCAUUUAAUGAUAGUUAUCAACAUGGUAGUAGCGGUCAAAGAUUAGUUAUGGAUGCUCCCCCACGUGCCAACACCGGAAUGUAUCAGCAACAGCCCGAUAACUGGAUGGACCAAUCCUAUGGACCUUGAGUUCAAGUCAACUAAUAUACUUCUCAAAAUAUGUGUUCACCAUUGAACAAUUGACGUCAAGUUACCAGUUACGUAGUAAAAUAAAUAUCACAAUCUGCAGCACAUUUAAAUUUAACACAAUAUAAGCGCGCGCGGGCACACACACACACACACACACACACACACACACGCAUACGCACACACACACACACACACACACACACACACGCACGCACGCACGCACGCACGCGCACAUAUAUACACAUGCAGAAAUACACACACACUUAUAAACACACUCACACGCGUGCACUUCCAUCCACAUCUACUCACAUACACAAUCAUAC